AUGUCGCGUGCAGGACAACCAGUUGAUGCCUCGCCAUUGGGCCGACCCCUGGAGUUCCCCUUCUCCGGCCGGACUGCUCGUAACCGUUUCCUCAAGGGUGCUAUGAGCGAGUGCUUGUCUUCAUGGUCAGAGGACAACCUGUCGGCGCGUGGCAUUCCUUCCCAAACGUUGGUGGAAACCUAUUCCACCUGGGGCCAAGGAGAGAUCGGCCUGAUCUUGACGGGCAAUGUCAUGAUUCAUCCGCAACAGCUCGAGACGGAAGGCAACCUGGUCAUCCCUGCAGAUUCGCCCUUCGAGGGGGAACGGUUUGAGCAAUACCAAAAGCUGGCUGCCGGAGCCACCGCGAAGGGUUCAUUGAUCGUGGCUCAAGUGAGCCACCCCGGGCGACAAACCCCUUCUCACCUGCAGCCACAUCCCAUCAGCGCCAGUGAAAUCCAGUUAGCGGGUGAGGUCCUGGGCAAUACGUAUGGCGUCCCUCGCGCCGCCAACGACGACGACAUCCGCCAGGUCAUCGAGGGCUUCGCCCAUGCCGCCGAGUUCCUGGACAAGGCGGGCUUUGACGGCAUCCAGCUCCAUGCGGCCCAUGGCUACCUUCUGAGCCAAUUUCUGUCGGAGACAACAAACAAGCGCACCGAUCGCUACGGCGGUACGCUUGCCAACCGGAUGCGACUGAUCCUCGAGAUCCGCGACGAGAUUGCGAAGCGAGUCCACCCGGGAUUCAUUAUCGGGGUCAAGGUGAACAGCGUGGAGUUUCAGCCCAACGGCUUCCAGCCCGAGGAAGCCCAGGAGCUGUGCCGCACGCUCGAGGACCACCGCUUUGACUUCGUGGAGCUGUCUGGCGGCACCUACGAAAACUGGAAGAUGCACGACGAAGGCAAGCGGGAUUCGACGAAACGUCGGGAAGCCUUUUUCCUGGAUUUCGCACAGAUGAUUGUUUCCUCCCUCUCCAAGACCAAGUCGUAUUUGACCGGUGGCUUCCGCUCCGCCGAGGGAAUGCUCAAGGGCCUAGAGACGUUAGACGGCGUGGGUCUCGCUCGUCCAUUGUGCCAGGAGCCAUUCCUCUGCCGGGACAUCCUCCAGGGUAAGGUCUCCGGCGCACUGGUGCCUCAGAUCAACCAAUAUGAUUUUGGAUUGGCUGCCGUUGCCGCGUGCAUCCAGAUGCGCCAGAUGGGAACCGGAUUGGCUCCGAUUGAUUUGAGCGUCUCGCAGGGAGCAGACUCGGUGGCCGCGGCGGUCGCUCGGUGGGCAGACCGGAAGGCCAAGGAUCGAUCUGAAGACGCUAUCCAGCCUCCGGUCGUGCCGGGAUAUGCCGUUGCUUUGACGGUGUCCGCCUAG
Aspergillus bombycis is the source of this 1335-nucleotide messenger RNA. Its product is annotated as NADH:flavin oxidoreductase/NADH oxidase family protein. Gene Ontology annotation, molecular function: FMN binding; oxidoreductase activity. The transcript is spliced from 2 exons. NCBI's taxonomy places the organism in Eukaryota, Fungi, Ascomycota, Eurotiomycetes, Eurotiales, Aspergillaceae. The record is from RefSeq and is a predicted model, not a curated record. The coding region runs from base 1 to 1335 and encodes 444 amino acids.